Penicillium griseofulvum is the source of this 1527-nucleotide messenger RNA. RefSeq lists its product as uncharacterized. Gene Ontology annotation, molecular function: transmembrane transporter activity. Gene Ontology annotation, biological process: transmembrane transport. The coding region runs from base 1 to 1527 and encodes 508 amino acids. The record is from RefSeq and is a predicted model, not a curated record. The transcript has 2 exons. Lineage: Eukaryota; Fungi; Ascomycota; Eurotiomycetes; Eurotiales; Aspergillaceae.
AUGGUGUUCGCGCGUGGCGAUGUCUCCGGCCAUGAUGAACCAGUAAUAGAUCAUCAUGAUCCCAAUAAAGAUGUCACAAUUGUGUCCUGGGAUGGACCAAGAGAUCCUGGAAACCCAUACAACUGGUCCCUAUGCGAGAAAUGGCUUCUCACGGCCCUCGCCAUAUUUGCUACCUUCAUGACCAUGAUCAACGGCACAAUAUUUACAGUAGCCCACGAAACUAUGAAUGAGCGCUUCCACCUUUCAGACGCUCAUUUCCCCCAUUCCUACUGGCCCGUCACAUCGUGGGCCGUGGGCGGCGGCUGUUCCUCCCUGCUCGUCCUCCCACUCAUGGAGGACUUUGGUGUGCGAUGGGUGUUCCUGGGCACGUACAUGACCUUCAUUUGUUUUGUCGUGCCCCAGGCUGUGGCACAGAAUUUUUACACCUUGGUCAUAACGAGAUUCUUUGCCGGAGGAUGCGUCUCUAUCCUUGCCAACACCUCUGGUACAGUGAUUGGGAAUGUUUGGGAUACGGAGCGAAAUCGAAACGUCCCUGUUAGCCUUUUCAUCGUUGCCUACCUGGCUGGUAGUAGCAUCGGUCCAGUUAUUGGAGCUGCUAUAUACCAAGCUCUCACGUGGAGGUGGAUUGGUUAUAUCCAGCUCAUCUGGUAUGGUGCUUUCUUCCCUCUGUACUUCUUCUUGUUCAAGGAAUGUCGUGGAAUUGCAAUCCUAGGACAGCGGGCUAAAGCUCUGCGCCGUGAAGGCAAGAAUGCCUAUACCCAGCAUGAAAUCGACACACAAGGCCAGUCGAUUUUGAGUAUCGUGGGCCACAGCGCGAGCAGGCCGCUUUUCCUGUUCUUCACCGAGUCUGUGGUUUUUGUAUCGGCGCUCUGGUCGGCAUUUACUGUCGGUACAUUGUAUCUGUUCACUCAGUCUGUCGAGCAGGUAUUCGCAGAGUUGUAUGGUUGGACACCAUCGCAAGCUGGAUACGUCCAAACAGCAGUCGUGAUCGGGGAAAUCAUCGGAUGGGUGAUGACCUUAUUCUCAGGAAAGCUUUACUUCGACUCGGCAUCCCGCAAUAAGGAAAUUCCCGGUACACCUAUUCCCGAGGCUCGGCUGUACCUUGCCAUUGUGGGCGGCAUCUUCGGCAUCUCCGGUGGCAUGUUCACAUACGCCUGGACGUCAUACCCCAAUUUUCCAUGGAUCGCACCAGCUGUUGGUCUCGCUAUGGUAGGGGCUGGUAGUGUUAUUGUCGUGACGGGAAUCUCAGAUUAUGUGGUCGAUGCAUACAGCAAAUACGCGGGUAGUUGUAUGGGUAUCAUUGCCACUGGUGAGAACACCCUGGCGGCGUUCCUGCCUCUGGCUACUAUGAGCAUGUAUUCUCAUCUUGGGCUCCAGUGGGCUAGUACGGUACUGGCCUUUAUUGCGUUGGUUCUGUCUUUUGCUCCAAUACUAGUGCUUAUCUGGGGUAAAGAAAUCCGAGCACGGAGUCCGUUCAUGAAGGAAGCCAUGGUGGAAAAGAGAAGGAAGAGUAUCGACUCUGUCUGA